GAGUUCUCCCGAGCAAGGGGAUUCCGAGAAUAAACAAUUCGUCAGACUAGACUACAGGUCGCAGAGCCUGAUUACUUCGAUCCAAAUCGUUUUGAAACAAAUCUACCGUUUGAUAUUCAUUUUUCAUCAUUAAUGCGCGUUAGAGAAAUGCGACCUUUUUACUGAGACUAUCGGAUGGAUUUCCUCCUGUCGAAUAAUGAUGCGGCUUUUCGGUUGAGUGGGGUCCACUGCCAGCCAGCGGUGUAGACAAACCCAAGCAGGUCCCCCCUCUGAGAUCAAGUGAGUGGAAAGGCACCACGGAGUGAACCGCCCCCAGGCUUCCUGACAGACAGACAUCCGAAACAUCCGCAACCACGGAAUGCAUCAAAAUCACUGUGGUGGUGAAACCCGCUGACUCCUCGUUCCUCGCCGUUCGCUGCAUAAGCUUGGACCCGGGCAUUCUGGGAGCAUCCGGUGUCACAGGCACACAGGAAUGCCAGUGACGGCUGGGUGAGAGCCCCUAAAUGGCUCCGGUCAUGGCCACAGUUUCUUUGUGUUAGUGUCAUUUUCCACUUUGGAGAAGGGAAUACUGUACAUUGAGCCAGUGGAAUCCAGAACCUGUAAAAUACUAUAGAACCUGCCCAUGUGCAUCCUCACCUCUUAUCAAUAUCUGGAAGUUCUGUACCUGAUGACCUAGUGGACCUUGUUAUUCCCAGUAGCAGUGCUGAACCAUACGAGGGGAUCCUAGUAUUGAACAUGACUCAUGGGGAGGAGCCUGGCCCUGAGACACACACGGAUUCAGCUGUUCUAACUUAUCUGGAAGGUUUACUGAUGCAUCCCGUGGCGGCUGGGCCUGGGGCCACAGCAACCCGGAGAUCGGAGGCUCCCCACGGGCACGGCAACCAGAUGGAACAGGUCAACAAGGCGGCCCGGCCCUUCCAGCUGCCCAGCCACAGCCCUGCUAUUGCCGCUGUUCAGAAGGCUGGCAAUGGGAACAGUCCCACACUGCACCAUGGGGCCUCCCAGAACCUGAAGAAGGCCCGGCUGCUCCGCUCAGGGCCCUGGAACGAGCCUGGGGCCCAGAGGCUAAGCUCCCCCCCUGUGGAGCUGAACGGCCAGGGAGGAGGAGGAGGCGGCCUGCAAAACGGGGCCCUGGAGGGCUCUCCUCACGCUGGGGAGAGCACACUGCUUGCCUCCCUGCUCCAGUCAUUCAGCUCCAGACUGCAGAGUGUGGCCAUGUCGCAGCAGUCCACCAAACCCCCCAGCGAGCACUCCCCGCCCACCGAUCCCCCUCCUCCUGCAGACAAGGAGCAGCUCCCCUGCUACGGAAUGGCCUCCAGCCGCCUCAAAGGCUUGAUGAGGAAGACCAAGCUGCAGAACCACAGCAGCACGCCUUACAGCCGGCGAGGCCACAGCCACGGCCACAGCCAGGAAAGGUCCUGUGAGUCCCCCCGCUCGGUGCAGAGCAGCACGCCUCCCUCUGCCCCCACUGUUGCUGCUGCUGCCACUGAUGCUGUGUCCUGUGCUGAACGGCUCAAAGCUGUGGCCAACCUGGUGAAGAUCCGCUCCAGCCCUGCCCCCUCUCCCAAGCCCAGUGUGGCCUGCAGUCAGCUGGCCCUUCUGCUGUCCAGUGAGGCCCACCUGCAGCAGUAUUCCCGGGAGCACGCCCUCAAGGCCCAGCUCUCUGGACGCUCGGCCAGCGAGAGGCUGGCCGCCAUGGCAACGCAACAGACCCAGGACAAGAGACCGCCCAGCACAGAAGAUGCUCUGCCCACCAGCGCCACCACCACCACCCUAGAUGUGCUAAGCUCCUUAACCUCCCAAAAUGGGACAACGACAACAACACUCCCCCGACUGGCACUAAACUCCAGCUCCAGCCAGCAGAGCCCCUCCUCUCUGCUGCCAACCCAACCCCAAACCCCCACUAGGGAGAAACGGGGAUUUGAUUUGCGCGCCACCAGGCCCCCCCAGACCUGCAGCAGCUUGCUCCUGCUGCUCCUCAACAACCACAACAACCAGAAGCAGCUGACUAAGAACGGGCACCUUGAGGACGACUGCGGGGUCCUGCCUGCCAGCCGUGGCUCCUCCGUUACUUCUGACAGUGAGUGCUCUGUCCAGGAGAAAAGCCUGGCCAAGAGAGAGGAGAGCUGCAGCGAUGCAGAGAUCUCCUUCUCCAGCUGCUCUCCUAUUGACCUCUCUAUGAGGAGCAGGGCUAGCACCAGAGCUCCAGAGACCAGGCCUAAAGCCACCUCCUCCUCCACGUCUGCUUCUUACUCCUCUUCUACUGCUUUCUCCUCCAACUGUUCUUCUGCUGUUUUCUCCUCUGCCCCCACUGUCUUUUCCUCUUCCACUACCGCUUUCUCUUCCUCCUCUACUGUUCACUCCUCUUCCUCCACCACUUUCUGUUCCUCCUCGUCCUCGUCCUUAGACAAACUUACUGAGUCCCUUCUAAACAAGUGGAAGCCGGAUCCCUCCGGGCCGAAGGUCACCCAGGUUAAGAAGGAGCUUGAAAUGAGCCCAGACCUUAAAUCCCAGCCCAAGGUCACUCUCAUGCAGCUCCUUCUGGAGCGCAGGAAUAACGACAAGGUAAACAAAAUUGUGGUUAAUCCAGAUUUGCAGCAUGACGCAACUCUGUCCAGUCUGUCACGGGUCCCACUUAAAUCACUGGCCCCCUGGGAAGAAGUCAGGAUACAGAGCCCUCUGGACAGACCAGGCCCAACCCUUCCCAUGUACUCUCUCAGCCGAGACCCCAGCAGCACCCCGUCCCCGUUCUCCUACCCCUCUCCCUAUGUCCAGUCUAGCCCUCUGGAUCUAUGUAAGUCCAAACCCUUCCCUGUUGAGAAAGCUGCAACUGAGCCGGCGUUCAGCGCCAGCAAACUGUUACAGAACCUGGCCCAAUGCGGCACCGCCUCACCCUCCCCGCCCAUGGUUCCCAGCAAAGUACCCAGCCAGGAUCUGGAGAUUGGUGGUGGCAGGCCUCUGGCCCUGCUGGAGAGGCUCAACGCCCCCAUCCAGAGGAACACAACAUGUACCCCCCUCUCAGACGGGCCCUCAGGCAGUGGCACACCGUCAUUCAGCCGUUGGGGGGAAGCGUCGCCCCCAGCAUCCCAGAUCGAGAAUCUUCUAGAGCGUCGCACGGUGCUGCAGCUCCUGCUGGGAGCAGGUUCCUCCUCUACCUCCUCCGUGGCCUCAGCCACCCACAGAGACUGGUCUGGUGGGAGGGGCAGUGUGGAGACGGCGGCAGGGAGCUGCUAUGAGAAGCCCCCUGGCACUUCUGUCAUCUGUGACAACUCCAACGGGCCUACGGCAGCAGACGUCAAGGUCAAAACUGAACCGGGGGAGGAGGACCUGGACCUGUUGUCCUCUGCUGUGUGUGAGGAUGUGACGAGCCAAAAGAGACGGGGAGGAGGAGCAGGCUAUAACUACAGGCAUAACUCAUUCUCUGAACCCCAGCAGGAACUAAAAACAGAGCCCCGGCCCACAGAAGUCAUUGCUAAAUAUGGCCUCCUGAGCCAGCUCUUAAAACAGCAGAGCGCUACCUACUACACCAGUGCUGCACAACUGCAAACAGAUCGCCGGCCCAGCCCUGUCCAUGUAAAGGAGGAGCAGAGAGACUACCACCACCAGGGGCCCAGCCCUAAAAAGAUACGUCUCUGCACGGAGCUGGCUGAGAGCCUGAACAAUGGUAGCCCUCAGCGGGCAGUGGUGGACAGUGGAGGCAGCUACAGCUACAGCAGCCUGGUUCACAGCCUGGUCCAUAAGCAGAUACAGGGGGAGCCUGACUACCACAAGGCCCUGAGGGGCCCUAAAGUGGAAGAGACCCCAGCCAGGAGCCCCAGCAGUGAAGCUCUCCUCCCUAGGGAGAGCCGGGGCUUCAAUGUGCUCAAACAGCUGCUCUUGUCUGACAACUGUCUGAAGGAGCUGUCCCAGCAUCCCCGGGGGGGACCCAGCCCCUCUGUCCUGCAGGCCAACGGUAAAGCCAAUGGGAGCGUCCUUAACCUCAAUCAGCCGGGCUACAAUCACCACAACCUCCUCAACCUCCCUACCCUGCCCUGGCACCACCCCAACCCCCAUAACUCCCUCAGUUCAGGGCCUCCCACCCACCUCAGACCGCAGCCAACAACCCCCCCAACAGGGGACAGCAGCCAACGCUCCCCUUGGGGGCGCCACACUGCCCUCCCACCCCACCAGGACUCGCCCAAACGGGACCCCACUCCAGUGAAACGGGAGCCAGAGAGUCCAGGGCGGUGGGCAGGUCGGGACCGGGAGGAGGAGGGCUCUGAUUCGAGCCCAGACUCCCCCCGGCUGACCCGCUCCAACCCCAUCCUAUACUACAUGCUGCAGAAAGGCAGCACUCAGCUGAGGAGGGAGGGGAGGGACCAGGCAGAGGGGACCCAGGGGUCAGUGCCAGGGGGGGUGAGGGUGAAGGAGGAGCCGGGUACUAACAGCAAUGAUACCUACAACCACAGACUGAGCUCCACCACCACCUCCAACCAGCACUCCUCCCUGUCCCCUCCCUACAACAACGACAAGCACAGUCACAAGAACUAUAGGCUGAGUGACUCAUCUGAUAAAUGGUAGUUUUAUGAACGAAUUACUUUUAUGAACUAAAACAUAAAAAAGACACAAGGGGGAAAAGAUCGCAAUGUUUCUUUUUUUUCUUCCUUUUUUACUGACUUGCCAAAUUCAUUUGUAGUUUAAUGAGAAGAAGUAACAGCAAGUAAUGCAGGAGUGAGGAUUUUGAAAGAGAAGAACAGAGGAAAUGAGUUCAAGGCAUUCGUUUCAUUAUUGUAUCAUAAUUCUAGAUGGCUCAGGUUACAGGAUGGGUGGUACGAUAUAGCUCUACUUCAACAGAAUGUCAAAUUAUGUGCACCAAAAUAAUCGUCAAAUUUUAAUGUUGCCCACUGGUGAUUUCCAUACAGUAUGUAUUUCACAUUCUCAAAUGAUUGAAAGAAGGCACCAUUCAUUUUACUCCAAUGAUUUGUGCCUGUAUUGCACACAUAUCACUAUUCUGUGUCCUCUUUGUUGCUACUCGUAAAACAUUGAUGAAGAACAUUUCCAGCUACAUUUAUUAUUGAUGACUCCAAAAAUGUUAGCGCUCAGUUCACUGUAUAUUUAUUUAUUUUUUAGAUUAACAGAGAACAUCACUUUUAGAUCAGACUCUAAAUAAAGUCAUACCGGGGCAAGCACAGCAGUACAUUAAAAUGUACACGUUAGAGACAUUUUUAAAGGAAAACCUUGUGAACAAUGUUAAUCAAAUCCACUAAAGGUACCUAGAGUUCCAUUCUGUUUGAAUGCUCUGUAUUGGUUGCUACUGUAACUUCUCCUCAAGUGUGAUUUAAUUUUUUGAUCAUCAGUGAGUCAGCUGUCAACUGAUAGACUGGGCUCAUGUGGUCACAACGCAUUGCAUUUUGCUUUGAUCUGGAAUGAACUUGUUGGGGCUUCGUUUUGACAGUGCAAAUGCAAGGUAACAUUGUCUUAAUAGAUGGUAAUACAACGGGUAAUACAGCUAUUUCUAAAUAGUAGUAGUAGAGGGUGUUUUAAAACCUUGCCGAGCCUACCUGUGGGGGGUAUACAGGUUCGGCGCAACAGUUAAAAGACUGCAGUGUCUGCAUAACUGUUACAUUCCAAAUGAAUUCUAAAUGAACACAGCUCUCUCACACAUACUUCAUCUUGAUUUUGAAAUAUAAAUGAAUAUUCUGAAAUAAAUAAUACAGUCUCAUUUGAUAUUGUACCCCUGAGUUUGCACUGUCAAAGUUUAGCUCUUGGUGACCUUAAAAAUAAUAUGUUUAUGGCAUGUAAUGAAAAACUGUCAGUGUUGUUAUCCGUUGAGAAUUUGACAGUUUGUGAAGCUUAUUUUGUGUUUCUUGAUUCUCGUGCUUUAUGGACACCAUUUACUUUUUUUGCGGUUUCUUAGCUCAUAUUAAAAUGUCUAAAUAUUUGCAUGGAAAUAAAGAGAAAACCGCAGGUACAUUUGAAAGUAGCAGGACAUGACGUGAACCUGCCACCCAAGAAUCAUUGAGAUAUUUUUGGUGUCUUUUGAGGGCUUAUCUGAUGUCUAGCUCCUUAUUUUGAUUGUACUGUUUCUGGUUUCAGUUUCACACACUGCUGUCAUGCAUUUAGUCUUACAUGUGCUAUUUUUUUAUACAUAUACAUAUGAAGUACAUAUGAAGUAGAUGUUUCUUCUAUUAUUAAAACAUUUUCACAAUGGUUAAACAUAUUUGUGUAAAUAGUACUUUCAUUAUGAAAGAUAACUAUUUUGUAUUGUUGAAGAAAAAUAUAUGACCCUAGUUUUUAAUGCCCUGAAAAAUGUAAAUAUGAAUUCAAUGCCUAUUAAUGUACAUACAUACAAAUGGCAGAGGAUACUAUGCCCGUUUUUUGGUUGGUUUGUUCUUUGCAUGUGUCUAUGUGGUAAAUGAUAAUCUAUCUUGCGCCGUGUUGUGUAAUACUGUCUGACUCUCCUCACUGCUGCCUGUUGCAUGCAGACGCAUGGGAACUACCUGUGUAUCCCUACUGGUGAUGGGGCAAAAUGUCAAGUCUUAAAAUAGGUAUUUUUAUCACAGAGAGAGGGUCAUUUAGAACAUGAACAGUCCCUAAAUAACCACAGACUGCUGAGCAAGUGGAGAAAAUGUGUGAAAAUAAAACGUGCAUUGAAUAUUUUUGUGAUUUUAUUUUCUGUUACUGGUUGACGACAGAGCUCGGAUGGACAGCGCUUGAGGGUUUUAGCGGAUGAAUGAAGUACAAUCAUCAUUGUGCAUCGUGCAUCUGAAACAUGCAUUUGUAGCAAAAAGAUGUGUUUCGUUUUUCCAUGUGACAACCUGAAACAUUAUUUCAUUUUUUAUGUUUGAAUUUUUUUGGUGUUCAUUUGCACUGAUAUCUCCAAAAUAAAGUACUAAAAUGCU
Oncorhynchus tshawytscha (Chinook salmon) is the source of this 6881-nucleotide messenger RNA. RefSeq names its product nuclear receptor interacting protein 1b (gene nrip1b). Bases 736 to 4560 code for a protein of 1274 amino acids. The record is from RefSeq and is a predicted model, not a curated record. NCBI's taxonomy places the organism in Eukaryota, Metazoa, Chordata, Actinopteri, Salmoniformes, Salmonidae. Gene Ontology annotation, biological process: regulation of transcription by RNA polymerase II. Gene Ontology annotation, molecular function: transcription coregulator activity; signaling receptor binding. Gene Ontology annotation, cellular component: nucleus. The transcript has 3 exons.